Molecule: messenger RNA, 2017 nt
Organism: Fusarium graminearum PH-1
Lineage: Eukaryota; Fungi; Ascomycota; Sordariomycetes; Hypocreales; Nectriaceae
Exons: 2
Coding region: 493-1965 (490 amino acids)
Molecular function (GO): protein serine/threonine phosphatase activity
Source: RefSeq, a predicted model, not a curated record
GAGACAUCUGUACUUUUGGAUUGAGUUAGGAUUGUAUCCAAAAACUUCCCUUUUUUUCCCUCCCUAGGAUCGCAAGCCAAUUUGUACAUUUCCCUGGCAUUUCCACCAUCGCGAUUGCACUGCGCCCCUGGACCUGGACAUCUGCCUUUUUCGCUUGGCCGCACCUGAUGCAUUCUUGACAUUGAAUCCCUUCGUUUCAGCGUUUUUGUCAGACUGCAUCUUUGUCUUCGACUAUCAACCACCACAACCUCUAUUUCUCCCCGCGCAUUCGACCUGACCACCGGCAUCGACGAUCGGUUCCGCGGAAUACCUGCCGUCUCUCUCCGUCCUUUCCACUCCGAUCGACCCUAACGUACUCACACUCUUCCCGAGGCGGAAACUAAGUCUGCAAAACUUGUUUAAAGCAAUUCGACAUUCUACAGGACUUCUCGACUCUUGACAGUUCCUCCGCACAACGACCCUUCACCUCAUGGAAUGCUAUAGUUCGUGGCGAUGAACUCCAUUAACAUCCUGACGGCCCGUGUGUCGCCGCCUCCGAGUCCGACUCAAUCACGAUCCAACAGCAUAGGCUCCCUCGUAGGCUUGGCCUCCGAAGACGACCACCAGCAUGGCGACCACAGACCUUCCGACGAGAACGAGACCGAGCCCUUCCCCCAGGAUACCUUUGACGAAUCGCGAUUCGAAACUGAGAAGCCUGGUGAGGAAACCCCGUUGCUAGGUGAUACAGGCGAGAAUCAGACGAGGAGCUCAUGGUGGCACUCUAUUCCUCGGCGAAUCGCUUCCAGCAUCAUUGGUUCUCUUCGGUGGGUUCUUGCGACUUUGGCUUCGCCAGGUGUAUACCUCAUUGCUUGUUUUUACGACGAGUAUGGCAAUUUCGCACCCUUCUCGCAACUUGGUAAAUUGUUUGGGCUAGGAGGUGGGAACAAGGCUAUGGACGAGCCCAACCAUGUUUCUGAGAAGGAAUAUGGUAGAACUACAGGAUAUCGGAGGUUAUCACCAAAGCCUAGACAUACAUCUUCUUCUUCGACGUCAUCGGGUCUCUCAUCGGAAUCGGAAUCGGAUGCUGGAUCGCGCUCUAGCAGUCGGCACGCUCGGUCCAAAUCACUGCAGCCAGCAGAGGAAAACGGACCUGCUCGAAGGUCAAUCAGGAUUAAACUCAACAGCGACGAAGAUCUUAGACAACGGAAACACAGGAAAACGCAAUCGGCAGUCGCGCGAACCAAGGCAAGCGAUCUGGGUAGCGGCGACCUUUCAGCACAUCUCAAAUCUCCGACUUCUCCUAUCGCAGCGCUCACCAGAUACCCCAAGACUCCAGCACCGCCUCGACCUUUGAUUCCGCGCAGACAGCCCUCUUACAUCAAUCUCGAGCCACCCUCGAGCCCGCAAAAGACAUUGAUUCUCGAUCUCGACGAAACUCUGAUACACAGCAUGUCCAAGGGAGGCAGAAUGAGUACCGGACACAUGGUUGAGGUGCGCCUGAACACGACAUACGUGGGGGUUGGUGGACAAACAUCGAUUGGGCCACAGCAUCCGAUCUUAUACUGGGUUAACAAGCGACCGUACUGCGAUGAGUUCCUGAGACGAGUAUGCAAGUGGUACAAUUUGGUUGUGUUUACAGCGUCAGUACAGGAGUAUGCGGACCCGGUGAUUGACUGGCUAGAGACGGAAAGGAAGUUUUUCUCGGCACGAUACUAUCGACAACACUGCACAUUCCGACAAGGCGCUUUCAUCAAGGAUCUGGCCUCGGUCGAAUCGGACCUGAGCAAGGUGAUGAUUUUGGACAACAGUCCGUUGAGUUAUCUGUUUCAUCAAGACAAUGCGAUUCCCAUUCAGGGCUGGAUCAAUGACCCGACGGAUACGGACUUGAUGCAUCUGGUGCCGUUGUUGGAAGGAUUGCAGUAUGUACAUGAUGUUAGGGCGCUGCUGGCCCUGCGGGGUGGUGAAGACGGACAGCACAUGGCAUAACUUAUGAUAUUUAAUAUGGAGUCAAUAAUGAACGGUUUCCACUUCUCAUGGC